Molecule: messenger RNA, 1974 nt
Organism: Aspergillus chevalieri
Lineage: Eukaryota; Fungi; Ascomycota; Eurotiomycetes; Eurotiales; Aspergillaceae
Product: Zn(II)2Cys6 transcription factor
Exons: 6
Coding region: 1-1974 (657 amino acids)
Biological process (GO): DNA-templated transcription; regulation of DNA-templated transcription
Molecular function (GO): DNA-binding transcription factor activity, RNA polymerase II-specific; DNA binding; zinc ion binding
Source: RefSeq, a predicted model, not a curated record
AUGUCCGAUCCACUCUGGCCGUGGCCUCCACGACCGAUUGCUCCAGCACCUAAGGGCGGCAGAGACGAAACUCAGACUGCUUCCCUUUCCGGACAUCCCCCAACGGGCCAGGGUUCAUCCGACGAGACUCCUCUGCCCCUUCGAAAGCACAAAACAACAGCCUGUGAGACAUGCAAGCAGAAGAAACUCAAGUGUCGUGGUGGCCCCCCAUGCGACUACUGUCUCAUCAACGGCAUCGAUUGCCGAACAAACGAGCUGAGCGACAUGCGCCGUAAAGGUGCCAUAGAGCGCAAAAUUGAACAGCUUGAGGAUGCCGAGCGUCUUCUGCUAGACUUGGUCGAAACCCUAAAGAAGGACGACCAAAAUGUACGCACCUGCCAGCUGAUCAACUUGAUCCGCAGCAACGCGUCUCUAAGUGAAAUUCGCGUUUUCCUCGAACGGCAGUUCUCUCCGGAGGAGCUGGAGAGGAUGCCCGAAGUCGUCGAGACUCAGAACCACCUCGCACGGAUACCGAAAGAAGAAUCUUACGCUCGUCCGCGUCGAUAUGUGAUGGCCAUCCAGCGCUUGGCCGAUAUCCCCAUCUAUCGUGUACCCGCGAAGCCCUGGACGACCGUGACCGACGACGAUUUGGUGUCUCAUCUGAUUUCGAUAUGGCUCACCUGGAGCCACCCCUGGUUUCGUUGGGUCAACCGGGACCUUUUCAUUCGGGACAUGCAAGCCGGUAAUCUGGACUGCGAGUUCUGUUCGCCAUUCCUGGUGAAUUCCAUUCUCGCAGAGACAAGUCUUUACUCUGACUAUUGCGAGGUAUUCACGGUUCCGGGCGAGAUGAUAUCCAGAGGGGACCAUUUCUACGAGGAGACGCUGCGAUUGCUUGAAGAAGAGGAGGAACAAGUUAGUCUCCCAACAAUACAGGGUCUAGUCACCUUGUUUGUACGCGUUGCAAUGACGGGAAAAGGUCGCAUUGGGUGGAUGUACCUGGAUAUGGCCAUUCGGGCAGCCAAAGAAUACGACGUAUCGCAUCCGUACCGACCGGCAGACCAGGAAUCAUCAUGGAUCGUGGAGGAUGCUAUCAAUGAGACGCUAUGGGGUGUUUUCAAUAUCUGCUGCACGGUCAACCUGUGCGCACUCAGGCACGUCGACAUGGAGCCUCCGCAACGACCCCGACCUUCGAUGAAUCACGAGAAAGCGAGCGAUAGUUGGACACCGUACCCGAAGCAGAAGGACCCGGUACCAAGCCAUUUAUCCUGCUCGUUUCACCGGUGGUGCGAUUUGUGUUGCAUAAUGAUUGUCAUAACCCGGACAUUCUUCAACUCGGAAGGUAGAUCUUCACCGUCAGACUUGCUGGCCAUUGGUGAGAACAUUGAGCGCCAGCUCCAGUGCUGGUAUGCCAAUCUGCCAGAAUGUCUACGUGUGCGGGAGACAACAGUACCGCACAUACUCUAUCUGCACUUGUUUUAUCACACAGUGCGCGCACAGCUUUACAGCUUCCUCCGAUCGCAAGCCGACGGAGUUGACACAAUAGGCGUGGAGGAAUAUAAAAGCCGUCAUUUCUCCACCGCGCGGCGCAUUGCCGCCCUGUUUGACAUGCACCGUCAGCAAUGGGGCGUCGAACGCAUGCACCAGUCGACGAUACACUGUGUGGCGGUCGGUUGCCUGUCGAUACUUGAAGGGUUGGAAUUUCCAGAGAACAGCCGCGCGUUUGUCACGUUGUGUACUGUUGCGCGAGACUUUGGUCGCCAUUUCGGCCUGGCUCGGGGUGUCCUGCAAGUAAUUCAAAUCGUUGCGCAGAAUAACAGGGUUAUUCUCCCACAAGACACUCAUGCACUUUUUCAGGAAUUUGAAGAGACGCGUUGGACCGGUGAGAGGCCCAUGCAAUCCAGCAGCCUGUACUUUAGUGAGGUGUACCGACUCGCACAAGGGGUUGGUGAUGAUGAGAGAGAUGCACAGCACCAGCCAGACUGGGAUUAUUUAUGA